Nannochloropsis gaditana CCMP526 is the source of this 734-nucleotide messenger RNA. RefSeq lists its product as uncharacterized. The record is from RefSeq and is a predicted model, not a curated record. The transcript has a single exon. The annotation marks the transcript as partial.
UCUCUCAGGGAAUGCGCGGCCUAGCCAUCCCGGCGCCGACAGCACCGGCGGCUGCGGUGGGAGCAGAGAUAAGGCAGCCGUCCACUAGCCUCAGUGUGGCAGCGUCGUCUGAGCUCCCUGCUUCUGGUUCGACAGGGACUAUGGGUCAUGGCGCGGCGACCUCGGGCCUCGGGGAGUCCGUUGGGUCGAGAGAGCCGCAAGCUUACGCCUCCUAUGGAGGGCUUUGGCAGGGACAGGAGAAUGAACGGGCAAUGAGGGCGCACCGAGCAGAGUUGGAUGCCUACUACGCCGCCGAGGCGUCACGACAACCCCCGCUGCAGAUGAGUUUGGGUUCCUGUCUGCAGCCUCAUGCGCAGGAGGACGAUUUUGAAGUACCUCUUUCAGAGCAGGGUUCUCGGAGGCAAAAACAGCGCUUACAGAGAGAGUUGGCGGCAGGGAAUUUGUCCGCUGUCAGCAAGCUCGGAGGACAGGUCGUAGAGGUGGCGCGUCGGGAGGAAAGCUGGGAUCCGUACCGGUAUGGCCCUCCCAAAAAGAAGGAGAAGGUCUCAAUUGCCGCUACCUUUUACGAUACAAAAACUGGAGAAACGGUCACGACCACAGAGGCUUCUCGAACGCACAAAAGAAGACAUCAGAUAAAUACGUUGGCAAUACAAGCAGCUGAGCGGGAGGCGGAUCUCUUGGAAGGGAAGGCGCGCAGCAUGCAAAGUAAAGCCCAGACCCAGGGCAAAUAUGGG